AUGGCGGUCGAGACCAGGAGAACAGCCCUUGUGGACCUCUCGCUGGACCUCAUCCAGAAGCUCAUCGCCCACCAGCACCUGGCUGGCCCUGUGCACUCCAUCUCCCACAAGCGAGACCCUGCCGCCGCUCGCUCUGGACGCAAGCUGCUCUGCCGCUGCGAUGACAUUCCUGAUGACGGCGUGGAGCUGCGCGUGCUCAAGGGCCUGCUCACUGCCGCCACCUCCUCCACCAUCCAUCUCCAUGGACAGGCGCUGCUGCUGACCGUGAGGACGUGCUACAACAUCUUCCUGAUGAGCCGCUCCACGGUGAACCAGACGACCGCCAAGGCCAGCCUGACACAGAUGCUUAAUUGCGUCUUCCAGCGCAUGGAGCUCAACAGCGAAGUGGUGCACGUGCAGCCCAUCGCUGUGGUGGACAUGCUGGGCCUGCCCUCCACAGAGACAGACACAACCUUUGUGCAGAAUUUUCUCCAUGAGGUGAAUUUUGGCAUCCAACAGGGUCUGGAUGAUGCAUUCAAGACCAGGCUCACAGCUGCCAGUCCCUAUGGAUACCACACACCCCCAGAGGGAUCUCCAUCUGUCGGGCCUCGCCCUGUCUCUGCGCCGAGGCCCUCCAUCAGGAGCUCUGUGGACAUCCAGCCCUUGAUAGACCGGCCGGUGUCAGCACCUCCUGUUUCAGAAGCUGCCGUGGAAGAGUCAGGUGAUCCGGAAAUGUCCAUUGUGCUGGCCAAGGACGCCUUCCUGGUCUUCCGCGCUCUCUGCAAGCUGUCAAUCCGCAGCUCUGAGUCCUCAACUGGCACUGACCCCACAGCUGUCCGCGGCAAGGUGCUGGCGUUGGAGCUGCUGAAGGUACUGCUGGAGAACAGCGGCAAGGUGUUCCAGGCGUCGGAGAAGUUCACGGGCGCCAUCAAGCAGUACCUGUGCCUGUCGCUGCUCAAGAACGCGAGCAGCCCCAUCCCGGCCGCGCAGGCGCUCACCUGCUCCAUCUUCUACACGCUGCUGGCCAAGUUCCGCCACGCGCUCAAGGCCGAAGUCGGCGUCUUCUUCCCCAUGAUCCUCCUGCGCGCCAUCGAGCCGCCGCCCCAAUCCUCCACCCCAGGACCCUCUGCGGUGGCGCUGCGGUGCCUGGCGGGCGCGUGCGAGAGCGGCCAGUUGCUGGUGGACAUCUUCGUCAACUACGACUGCGACCUGGAGGGCGCCAACCUCUUCGAGCGCCUCGUGCUGGCCCUCGUGCGCACUGCGCAGGCCGCCCCCUCCGCCUCUGACACCCCCGCGGCCGCUGCCGAAGAAGCCCACCUCCGCCUCCUGGCUCUCCAGUGUCUUGUCAGCAUCCUGCGCUCGCUUGUGGAGUGGUACACAGUGUCCACGCCAGUGGUGGCCGUCAACGACAGCGCACCCGCGUACGACCAGAGCAUGCGCUCAGACUGGGGCACCCUGACCUCACUGACAGGGCAGGACCCCUCCUCUGAGGCGGCCGAUGGCGAAGCUGCGGCGGACGCUGAAUCUUGGAAGGCAUACAAAAAGGGCUUCCAGCAGGGCAUUGCCCUCUUCAACGCCAAGCCGAAGAAGGGCAUUGCUUUCCUGCAGGAGCAAGGCAUGCUGGGGCGUACGCCGGAGGAAGUGGCAAAGUUCCUGGCGAAGACAACCGGGCUGAACAAGACCAUGAUUGGGGAGUACCUGGGAGAGCGAGAGGAGACCUGCCUGCGAGUCAUGCACUCCUAUGUUGAUGCCAUGGACUUUGCUGGCUCGGAGUUUGACACUGCAAUUAGGACGUUCUUGUCAGGCUUCAGGCUCCCAGGAGAGGCGCAGAAGAUUGACAGGCUGAUGGAGAAGUUUGCAGAGCGCUUUGUCAGCUGCAACUCGGAGGCCUUCAAGAGCGCCGAUGUGGCCUAUGUGCUGGCCUACUCCGUCAUCUUGCUCAACACAGACGCCCACAACCCUCAAGUCAAGAACAAAAUGUCCAAGCAGGGCUUCUUGAAGAACAAUCGAGGGAUCAACGAUGGAGCGGACCUGCCAGAGGACUACAUGUCGGAGCUGUAUGACCGCAUCAUCAACAAUGAGAUCAAGAUGAAGGAUGCGGAUGCUGUGGGCCUGAUGGCCGCCACUGCAGCCAAGGGAGGCGGCUGGAUGGACACCAUCUUGAACCUCAUCCCAGGCCGGCGGGCUGCAGCCUCCAAUGAGCCCAGCGAAGAGGCCAUCAGGCGCACUCACGAGAACCUCAGGGAGAAAGCCAAGGGAGCAACCUUCUUUGAGGCGACAGAGGGAGAGACCGUGCGCCCGAUGCUGGAUGUGGCGUGGGCCCCGAUGCUGGGCGCUUUCUCGGUGCUCUUUGAGGAGUUCACAGAAGGGACGACGGUGAACUUGUGCCUGGCGGGGCUGGUGGCGGCGGUGAGGGUGACGAGCCUGCUGAGCAUGGACAUGCUGCGCAACACCUUUGUCACGACCGUCGCGCGCUUCACGCAGCUGCACUCGCCCGCCUCCAUGGCGCUCAAGAACGCCCAGGCCUUCCGCGCCCUCCUCGUCAUUGCAGACGAGAACGGCAACCACCUCGGGAACGUGUGGCAGGAGGUGUUGCGCUGCGUGUCGCGUUGGGAGCUGCUGCAGCAGAUUGCGUCCGGGGGCCCCUCGGACGCCCUCCUCUUUGCAGCCCCUGCCGAGCCGGUGGCCGCGGUCAAGAAGCGCAACUUCUUCUCUCGCGCACCCAAGGAUGCCGGGGCCAAUGGCAAGGUGCUAGACAGCUUCACCAGCAUACACGACGCGCCGCUGCACUGGUCAGGCCGCGGGUACGGCAAGGACGGCGGCAACGAGAGCGGCCUGCCGCCGGAGAAUGUCGUGCAGGAGAUCGAUGCCCAAGAGCUCAACCGCAUGUUUGUGCGGAGUGGGCUGUUGGACAGCGAGGCAAUUGUGGAGUUUGUGCGCGCGCUGUGCCACGUGGCGCAGGAGGAGCUGCGACCCACCGCUGCCCCGCGUGUCUACUCCCUCACCAAGAUCAUCGAGAUCUCCCACUUCAACAUGUCCCGCAUCAGGCUGGUGUGGAAUCGCAUCUGGGCGGUGCUGUCGGACUUCUUUGUGGAGGUGGGCUGCCACAAGAACCUGCAGGUGGCCAUGUACUCUGUGGACAGCCUGCGCCAGCUGGCCACCAAGUUCCUGGAGCGCGAUGAGCUGGCCAACUACUCCUUCCAGAACGACUUCCUCAAGCCCUUUGUCAUCGUCAUGCGCCUCUCCAAGGCACUGGAGAUCCGGGAGCUCAUCAUCCGGUGUGUGUCCCAGAUGGUGUUGGCCAGGGUCUCCAAUGUGAAGUCAGGCUGGAAGUCCAUGUUCAUGGUGUUCACAACAGCGGCAAACGAUGAGUCACCCAUGAUCGUGCGGCUUGCCUUUGACACCGUUGAGAAGAUCGUGCGUGAGCACUUUGACUACAUCACAGAGACAGAGGUCACCACUUUCACAGAUUGCGUAAAUUGCCUUAUCGCCUUCACAAACAACCCCCACAGCCUGGACGUCAGCCUCAAUGCAAUCGCCUUCCUGCGUUUCUGCGCCAUGAAGCUUGCAGAGGGCGCCAUAGCGCAGGCGGUUGCUAUUCUGGAGGACGCCUCCAAGGGCAAGGGGCUGCAGUUCAGCGACAAGGACGAGCACAUGUACUUCUGGUUCCCCCUGCUGGCAGGCCUCAGCGAGCUCACCUUCGACCCCCGCCCAGACAUCCGCUACUCUGCCCUCGAGGUGCUCUUUGACACCUUGAAGUACCACGGCGCCUCCUUCACUGCGCCAUUCUGGGCGCGCGUCUUCGACUCUGUGCUGCUGCCGAUCUUUGACCAUGUCAGAGCGGAGGUCACGGACACCACCACGUUCACAGCGGAGGAGCGCAGGGCGGAGGUGGAUGCAUGGCUGUAUGAGACGUGCACGCAGUGCCUGCAGCACAUGGUGGACAUCAUUGCCCUCUUCUACACCCCCGUCGCCCCCAUCCUCCCCCGCAUCUUCGACCUCCUCUCCAACUUCGUCAGGAGGCCGCACCAGUCGCUGGCUGCGGUGGGAGUUGCGGCACUGGUGCGCCUGAUAGUGGCGGCCGGCGACCGCAUGAGCGCGGCCGUCUGGGUAGAGGCCGUCGGCACGCUGGCGGCAUGCGCCACCGACACGCGCCCGGCGGUGCGCGAACUGAUCGCCUCCGUGCGCGCGUCGGCCGAUGGCGGCAACAUCGCCCCGGCUAGCCCCUCCCCGGCCACGCCGACGGCCGCGCUUGCCCCAGAGGACAGCCCCUGGGACGCCAAGAGCCCUGGGGACAGCCCCCGCGGUGGCGCGCGAUGCCGGGCGGCCAUACAGCUGCUGCUGGUGCAGGCGUGCGGCGAGGUGUACGCCUCGCACGCGCCGCGCCUGCCGCAGGCUGCCGCCAUCCUCAUGCUGGACGCGCUGGCGGCUGUGGCCGAGCAUGCGCGCGACGUGGAUGCUGACCUGGACAUUCGCAGAGAUCUGGCUGCCGCCCAAACCGCCGGCAAGCUUCUGUCGGAUCCGCCGCUGCUGCGGUUGGAGGGCGAGGCUUGCCACGCCUACUUGUCUAUGCUUCUGCAUCUCAACUCGGCCGGCUCGGAACCCCUGCGCCAGGCGGCCGGCGUGGAGCAGCGCCUGCUCGCCCUGUGCAUCGCCAACCUCGAGUGCUUCGAGACGGAGGGCGAUGCCGGGAGGGAGAGCGGCAGCGGCAGCGGGGGCCUGGUGGGGGCCCGGGAGGAGGCCGGUGCGCGCGCACCACUGGUGGUGGCCACGCUCAAGGCGCUGGGCGCGCUGAGCGAUGACUCAUUCCGCCGCCACCUGGUCGCCAUAUUCCCCCGGCUGACGCGGCUCAUCGGAUGCAUACGCGCGCCCCCCGAGAUCCAACGGGCCCUCUCCGACCUCUUCGCUCGCCGCAUUGGGCCGCUGCUCACGCUGGGCUGAGGCCGCUGGACUUGGUUGGGCAUAGGAGAGGGUCACGAGUGUGUGUCGUGGUCGGGCAGCGUCUUGGUUGGGGAGUGUGUUGGUUGUAAUCAAAGCCCUGUGCGCAGACUGGAGUGUGGUCUGCCUCUUUACUAGUAGCAGUGCAAGCUUUCUCUUGGGUCUUGUGUCAGAUUUGCAUGUAGAGGGAAAAGGCAUGAGGCCUGUCAGAUAGCGUCGUUCUCAAUGCCGGCCAGGUGGGACGAAGCUGAGCUCAACACUGAGAGAUUCACGCUGCAGCUGCCAGCAUUGAUAUGUUUAGGGUUCUGCUGGCUAGGACGAUCUUUUGCGCUAUCCGCAGCAUUACAAGGAUAGAAUAGCUCUUGAACCUGGGCUUUUCAGGAGGGCAUGUAGUGAGUGGGGAGAAUGUUCUCUACAAAGGAGUGCUGCUGUUGAAAGUGAGUCAUUAGC
This is a messenger RNA of Coccomyxa subellipsoidea C-169, 5367 nucleotides long. RefSeq names its product Sec7-domain-containing protein. Gene Ontology annotation, molecular function: guanyl-nucleotide exchange factor activity. The coding region runs from base 1 to 4920 and encodes 1639 amino acids. The transcript has 28 exons. Gene Ontology annotation, cellular component: trans-Golgi network. The record is from RefSeq and is a predicted model, not a curated record. Lineage: Eukaryota; Viridiplantae; Chlorophyta; Trebouxiophyceae; Coccomyxaceae. Gene Ontology annotation, biological process: regulation of ARF protein signal transduction.